GAGGAGAAGGCGGUGGUCCGCCAUUUCGUGGACGCCGGGUCAGCGAGAGCAUCUGCUGGAGCCGGGAGGGGUGGGGAGCGGGAAGACCCAUCCGAGGGUGUGUUGAUUUGAGCGUCAGCUUUCUAAUCCACGAUCUCGAAAUGCAUCGUGAUUCCUGUCCAUUGGACUGUAAGGUUUAUGUAGGUAAUCUUGGAAACAACGGUAACAAGACUGAAUUGGAACGAGCUUUUGGCUAUUAUGGACCACUCCGAAGUGUGUGGGUUGCUAGAAACCCUCCCGGCUUUGCUUUUGUUGAAUUUGAAGAUCCCCGAGAUGCAGCCGAUGCUGUCCGAGAACUAGAUGGGAGAACAUUAUGUGGCUGCCGAGUAAGAGUGGAACUCUCGAAUGGUGAAAAGAGAAGUCGAAAUCGUGGCCCACCUCCGUCUUGGGGUCGUCGCCCUCGAGAUGAUUAUCGGAGAAGAAGUCCUCCACCUCGCCGCAGAUCUCCAAGACGGAGAAGCUUCUCCCGCAGCCGGAGCAGGUCCCUUUCUAGAGAUAGGAGGAGAGAGAGAUCCCUGUCUCGGGAGAGAAAUCACAAGCCGUCCCGAUCCUUUUCUAGGUCUCGUAGCCGAUCUAGAUCAAAUGAAAGGAAAUAGAAGACCAGUUUGCAAGAGGAGUGGUGUACAGGAAAUAACUUCAUUUGACAGGAGUAUGUACAGAAAAUUCAAGUUUUGUUUGAGACUUCAUAAGCUUGGUGCAUUUUUAAGAUGUUUUAGCUGUUCACAUUUGUUUGUCUCUUGGAACAGUGACACACAAAGAUGUAAUUCUCUAUGAUUUGAAUAGAUCAUACGAGGCAUGUAAUAUCAAGAAUUGUUACUUUACAAUGUUCCCUUAAGCAAAAUUGAAUUUGCUUUGAAGUUUUGUCUUAUAUAGACUGAUAAUAAACCUCUUAUUCCUGCCCAGCUAAAUCUUGACAUUUAAUAUUAUGAGAACAAAACUGGCAAAAAUUGAAUGAAGUCUUUCUAUAGCUGGGAUAAUAGUAUGCAGCUGUAGUUAAAUAAGCAGUCUUUAAAAGCUGGUGUGAACACAAGCCAGCAAUAAAAAUUAAGCUGCACUAUUAAACUAGAUUAGAGGUUUAAAAAAAAAAGAAUCCAACUAGUCUUCGUACUGGGCAGGGUGUCUAGUUGGUAUAGAAUUGGAAGUUUCAAGAAAGUUAGUUUACCUUUGUUUUAGGUCAUUAAGUUCCUUACGUGAUUGCUGUAUAUGAAAACAUGGCUCUUUGUAACAUUCUCUAUUUGGUAAUUUGAAACUAUUAAAGAUACCAGUGUUCUGCCAGUUUAAGGGUACAUUGUAGAGCUGAACUUUGAGUUACUGUGCAAGAUUUUUUUUUCAUGCUGUCAUUUGUAAUAUGUUUGUGAGAAUCCUUGGGAUUAAAGUUUUGGUUACAAAUUGUUGUUUAACCUGAAAGCCUGUUUUUCCUUGCAAAACUAAAAUCUGUGAGCUUGGUAUCAAGUCCAGGUAUAACAUUCCUAUUGGAAGCCAUACUUAUAUUUUCUUGUAAAGUGCUUUUGAAUUAAUAAAAUAUUAGCAUAAUUGUGUAAUAGUCGAACCCACUAUUAACAUAGUUCUUGUCCCAUGGAAAUCAGUUGGUUACACAAAUCUUACAAGAAACACAAUUGAGGCUGAAGGGAACUUUCGGUUGUCACCUACAUGAUUGUUCCUACUUAACCAUUUUUUAGGGGUAGGAGCUAGUUCAAAGAUCAUGAUACUCUGUGACCAACAUUUUUAAAGUAUAGCAACAUGGUACAUUAUAAUCCAAAGUGACCCAUUAAAAAAGGGUUUUAUCAUUAGCAUGAGACCUUUGCAAAGCUUUAAAAAUUGCUUCCAUUUUAUAUAAUUUGAAAUGUUGCAUGGGAAUUCUAAAUUGAUCCAUCAUGAUGUAAAAUUCACUAUAUGGUUCAAAUGUAACAGUGCAGAAUUGAAUUGGAAGCAUGCAUAACCUUCCUCUUAGAAAUCCAGAGGAGUUGUAAUUUCAAAUUUUUGUGCAAUUAGAUUAAAUCACAAUGCAACAGUCUUGUGGCUUAGUUUCCUUAAAUGUGCUACUUAAAGGUAGUUUCGGAUUAUUGCUGUACUGACUUUAAUAUGAAAGAUGAGUCAUUGCAUUGAGUCUAUAAAGAUUUUCUAAGAUGUAGGUUCUAAACAAUUGUUUAUGGUCCUUUUUAACCUUUCAUGUAGAUCCCAACAAAGGAGGAUAGUCCUUGGUAUCAUAAGGUAGAAUUGUCAGAUUGGGUAGGAGACCCACUUUAGAGAAGACCUUUAAAGACUAGUGAUGUAUUGAGAGCUCUGGUGUUUUGGGCCUUUUGUCUCUGCAUUUUUUCAAAGCCUAAGACUAUCCAGGUUCAGAACAAGGAAAGAUAGCUAAGAGGUUAUGGAAGGAAUAUGGUGUAUCAAUAAUCAAACUGCCCUUAUAAAUGGACAUUUAUAUGCAUGUUUUUGGCAGUAUACAACUUGCAGAGUUGUAAGUUGGGUUUUUGUAAAAAGGAUAGUAGGUUAUGAGUACAAUGUGGCUUUUUAAGUUGAUCUCAGAGUGAUCCUGACAUAACAGGCCAAAUUUGCAAUCACUUUAACCAGAAGCCCCCAGCACAGUACUUAUGGCUUGUUUAAAAAAAGGAAGUAGGGAAGGUGGUAGAAGCUGUUAAAAUCCCUGCACACUCAGCUUCUUGCUAUUAAAAGUUUUGGUUACUAUAAUUUCUAAAACUAGCUUUUCACUAGCCAGUUUGGUCCUUCCAUCCUUUUAAGUACAAUAAUGAAAGAUUAGUGACAAAAAAUGACCUCUAGUGUAAUGACUACAGGUGUUCACUAGAGGUCACUAUUGAUACUGGGUGGUGAUUUAAGGAAAUAAACAUUUAUAGUUGGUUUUUAUACUUUUCCAGAAUAAUUAUCUGGUUCUCACCUAAUUGUGGGUUACUUCUGACCUUCAUGUCUUAAGCAGAAAGGUGAAGAUAAAUUAGCCAGAGAAAUUUUAUCAGAUGUAGAUACUUAUCUACUGUUAACGUACUUUCACAGUUCUUUACCUAGUUGUGAUCCAUAGACGUCAUUCCUCCCUUUUAGUUAGACUCACCUGUAUCAGAUGGGAAGUCCUGGUUGCUUUUUCUUGGAGUGUUAAUAUGGUUCAUGUUAGUAUAGUGCUUUACUAGGAAUGCUGUUGAUAACAACUUUUUCCG
Molecule: messenger RNA, 3203 nt
Organism: Mustela erminea (ermine)
Lineage: Eukaryota; Metazoa; Chordata; Mammalia; Carnivora; Mustelidae
Gene: SRSF3
Product: serine and arginine rich splicing factor 3
Exons: 6
Coding region: 141-635 (164 amino acids)
Biological process (GO): mRNA splicing, via spliceosome
Cellular component (GO): nuclear speck
Molecular function (GO): RNA binding
Source: RefSeq, a predicted model, not a curated record